Gigantopelta aegis is the source of this 649-nucleotide messenger RNA. RefSeq lists its product as uncharacterized. The coding region runs from base 131 to 547 and encodes 138 amino acids. The transcript has 6 exons. The record is from RefSeq and is a predicted model, not a curated record. NCBI's taxonomy places the organism in Eukaryota, Metazoa, Mollusca, Gastropoda, Neomphalida, Peltospiridae.
AGAGAUAAAAGGAGGCACAGUUUUUGAUUGUCUGUAUUAGCACGGAAGAAGCUAUACCGAGUGGAGUUUUGUGACAACCAAUAACAACGGUAACAGAGUCCGUGUGGCGGUCGGUCUGAAUCGUCGGAGUAUGAUAACAAUCCCUGAUGAAGUGAAAGAUCACAAACGGUGUUCAGUGCGCACCAUCAACCAGCAUGAUUUCGUACAGGGUUUGGUUGGUAUGAAGGACCCAGUGAAGCGAACGUGCGGGGUGAAGCCUCUUGGUGAAAGAGAGACAUACGGAGAUACGAAACGGGCACUGGACAGUGGGAAUGACGUCGUACAGGCUGAUGAAAGUUGGUCCGUUCCUGAACGUUCUGUUCCAAAAGACCAAGUGGAGAGAGCGAUCGGAAACCUGUUGGCCGAUUUCUGCUCGGACUCGGAGGUCUACAUGCUGAAACGAGACACACCAUCCUCUAACCAACUAGUGCGGAAGUAUAAACGUUGUACGCGGAAUUGCCUUGUCUGUGCGGUUCAGGGAAAACCCUACGACAUCAGCCAGCAGUGAAUCGGUAUGGUGGAGUGCAGGAAAGAAAUAGAAACAAAAUUAAGCGCCAUGCCGUCAUAAAAUUUAAGAAAAUACGCAAUAAAGAGUUUUGAAGAGCACUCA